Uloborus diversus is the source of this 1140-nucleotide messenger RNA. RefSeq lists its product as uncharacterized. Gene Ontology annotation, molecular function: sequence-specific DNA binding. Bases 121 to 963 code for a protein of 280 amino acids. The record is from RefSeq and is a predicted model, not a curated record. The transcript has 4 exons. Lineage: Eukaryota; Metazoa; Arthropoda; Arachnida; Araneae; Uloboridae.
AAUACGCUACCUUACGGUGAUUUACAAAACUACCGAAAAAACUAAGGCAUUGCGACAUGGCGUUCCAUGUGUGUCUGUUGACGUAAACAUAGGCAGUUUGUUCUGAGUAACGCAUCCAACAUGUCUAACCCAGUGAGAUUGUCUAACCCCUUCAACAACAGAAAUUGUUGUGUCGAUAAUUGUCGUUCUCGAUCUUCAGAAGAAAACAUUAGCCUCCAUUAUUUCCCCCGAAAAAAUGAUACUAUAAUCAUAAAUGGCGAAAGAGUCGAAAGAAGACAACUUUGGAUUGACAACCUUCGAAUUAGUAAGACAGUAAAGAAGCAUUUCCUUGUCUGUUCAAAGCAUUUUUUGAAAGAGGAUUAUAUUUUACCAGGUGAACCAAAAAUAAAACGAACAUUGAAAAAGAAUGCCGUGCCAAGGCCGAACACAUUGUGCCAUUCUAAAAGAACUAAGAGCUCCUCUGAAACCAGCAGAUUUGCCGCUGAAGAGACAUCCCAAACAGGAUCUCUUCAGAAAUGCAGGUCCAUUUCGACUUUCCACAUCAAACAAGAACCAUCAGAUUCAUCAAACGAAGCAGGCACAUCAAAUUCUGUUGGAAGUUAUUCACAGAUAGAAAUCCAAUCAUAUACAUCUAACCAACAAGGAAUGCUGGAUGUGAAUGAUUUUUUGGAAAUAGAGUGUCACCAGCCGCAGGAAGCAAAAUACUGUGAAGAAGACCCAGUAACUAAUAUUAGUAUUCCCGAAACAGAAGCUAGUGAUGAUCCAAAAGAUAAACUCGAUGGCGCCGAUUCUUUAGUUUUUGAAUCACCUAAAAGAGAUCACAUUGAUGAUUUCUUCUACGGUCUAAGCACGACUAUGCGCACCCUACCAACUCGUCUAAUUGUCGAAGCAAAAAAUGAACUUUUUCAAGUAAUGUCAAAAUAUGAACUAAGAGCUUUGGAAAUGAAAAAACAGAAAUUUUAAAGCAGUUUUCGGAAUUAGAGAGCUACCAGACGAAGUAAACAAAAUACUGUGAAGAAGAUCCAGCAACUAAAACAGGAUUAGCAUAAAAGAAUAUCCUGGUUUUAAAAACUUAUAUUUCAUAAUUUAUUACACUUAGCACUAUAAAUAGUAUGUAAAAAUAAAGAUAAACUGUCCCAG